GACUUGACCAUUGCCGUUGUUGGCGCUACCGGAGCCGUGGGCGCAGAGUUCCUGCGCAUCGUCGAGCAGCGUUAUGCACCUGAUAGGCGGAAGGCGGCGAUGGCGUCCCAGCGCUCGGCCGGCAAGCGCAUCGUUGUCGGCGGCGAAGAAUUGGUGGUCGAGGAAGCCACGGCGGACUCCUUCGAGGGCGUGGACGUCGCCUUCAUAUCGGCCAGCUCUGCAGUGAGCCGGGAACUGGCCCCCCAUGCCGUGGCCGCCGGUGCGGUGGUCAUCGACGACGGCUCGGCAUUCCGCAUGGAGGCCAACGUGCCGCUGGUGGUGCCCGAGGUCAACGGCGAAGACGUGGAGUGGCACGAGGGCAUCAUUUCCAUCCCCAACUGCUCCACCACGCCGCUGGUCAUGGCCGCGCACCCCCUGCGUGAGCUCAGUCCCAUCCGCCGUGUCAUCGCCGACACCUACCAGUCGGUAUCCGGAGCGGGUGCGUCGCUGGUUGCGGGCCUGCGCGAGCAGUCGGAGCGGCUCAUCGAUGCCGACCACAGCAGCACCGCCAGCGAGCCGGGACAGAUCGCCUACAACCUGAUUCCACAGAUCGACCGGUUCAUGGACACCGGCUACACCUACGAGGAACAGAAGAUGCGGCAGGAGUCGCGGAAGAUUCUCCACGAGCCGGAGUUGCUGAUCUCCGCCACCUGCGUCCGCGUGCCGGUCUACGUGUCCCACAGCGCGGCGGUGCACAUCGAGUUCGACCGCCCGGUGUCCGUGGGCGAGGCCCGGGAAGCACUGGCAGGGAUGCCGGGAUUGACCGUGCUGGAUGACCCGGCCAAUGCCGCUUAUCCCAUGCCGUGGGACGUCUCCGGUCAGGACGAUGUGUUCGUCGGCCGCAUUCGGCAGGACCUCUCAAACCCCAACGGGUUGGCGAUGUGGAUCGUUUCCGACAACCUGCGCAAGGGCGCAGCGCUCAACAGCCUCCAGAUCGCCGAGGAACUGCUGUCCCGCAAUCGCCUCAAGCCGCGCGCCGCAAACGCUUCCGUCCAGGCCUAG
This is a messenger RNA of Geodia barretti, 1041 nucleotides long. The record is from the annotation of a GenBank genome assembly. NCBI's taxonomy places the organism in Eukaryota, Metazoa, Porifera, Demospongiae, Tetractinellida, Geodiidae.